Messenger RNA from Aphidius gifuensis, 1615 nucleotides. Its product is annotated as nose resistant to fluoxetine protein 6-like. Bases 197 to 1615 code for a protein of 472 amino acids. The transcript has 7 exons. The record is from RefSeq and is a predicted model, not a curated record. Gene Ontology annotation, molecular function: acyltransferase activity, transferring groups other than amino-acyl groups. Lineage: Eukaryota; Metazoa; Arthropoda; Insecta; Hymenoptera; Braconidae.
UAAUUCACUCAUAUCAAGGUUUCAUAUUUUAUUUUUUUUUUCUUGAUUAUUAAGCUUUAAAAAAUAGACUCAUCCAGGUGUAAAAAUACAUAUUACGACAGUUCAUAUUUGAUCAUUCAACGAGUGACAAUCUCACUAAUAAAACCUGCACUUUUUUUUUUUUUUUGUUUUUAAUUUCUUUUAUUUGAUUGAUAUAAUGACAAUUUUACGUAUUGAAUUUUUCUUAUUAUUUAUAAUAUUGUUUAUUGAUAAAUAUAGAGUAUUUGGAAAUUAUGAGAGUGAUAUUUUAACGAGAAUUUAUCCAGCUUAUAGUAUUUCUAUGAAAUCUGGAGUAUUAAAUGAAUCAAGUGAAUGUCGAAAAGAACUUGAUACUUUUCGUGAUGCAGUUGACAAUAAAAAAUUAUGGGGUUUAAAAAUGUUGGAUGCAAGUGGUCAAUCGAAACCAGGUUUUACCUAUGGAAAUAAUUAUUGGCUUGGAGUUAAAAGUCAGUGUCUUGAUUUUGGUAAUCGUGAUCCAUUUGAUAUAUCAAUUAAUACGAAAAAUAAAAAUUUAAUUUAUCAACAUGUCCACGAAGAAUUUCCACCAUUUGAGGUGAAUUAUUUCUCAGCACAAUUUCGUCACAGUAGCAGUAUGCAAUAUCAUACUGGCAUGAUGAACGAUGAAGAUAUUAUAAUACUAGGACUUUGUUUACCAAAGUCAUGUAUGACGAUUGAACUGUCAAGUAUUUUGAUUGAAAUAUUUCAAGCAAAAAUUUUGACGGCUAGUUAUAUUUAUGAUGCGGAUUAUCAUUUGAUACAAGUCAAAAAUCUUGAGGAUAAUUAUGAUUACUUGUAUAAUUGGAAAAUAAUCACAAUUUUAAUAAUUGUAUUUGUAACGUUAUUAGUAGUUACAACUGCAACAAUUUAUGAUUUGGCUAUUUUUGAGAAUCAAUCAGAAAAUAAUGAUGAGAAAACGAAUGCUCAAAAAAUUUUAAAUGAUAGUCCUGAAGAAUAUUCAUUCGAACAAAAAAUAAAUACACCAAUUAAACUGAAGAAAAAUAAAACAAGGAAUUUUUCUGACAUGUUACUUUGUUUUUCCAUAUACAAAAAUACAAAAUUACUUUUUGAUUCAAAACAAGAAUCUAAAAAGGAUGCGAUUCAAGUUUUUCAUGGAUUAAGAUUUAUUUCUAUGCUAUCGAUUAUUUCAAUUCACAUUCCAUAUUUUACAUCUCACAACAUCGAUAAUUUGUCAAUGACUUUGAGAAUACUUCAUAGUAUUCAUGGACAAAUUAUUACAGCUAAUGGACUAUUUGCAGUUGAUACAUUUUUUUUUCUAAGUGGUUUUUUAGUUGCCUAUGGUUUUUAUAAACAGGAAAAGAAAAAAAAUGAUAAUUCACCAACGAAAUUAACUGGACACUUAAUUAUUAAAGCAAUUAUCAAAAGAUUUAUUAGAUUAACACCUGCGUAUAUAAUGACAAUAGGAUUAUCAUUAAUUGUAUUUUCACAUUUUGGUAAAACAACACAAUUUUAUGUGGGUGAAAAAAUUCAAGAUAAUUGUGAAAAUUAUUGGUGGAGAAAUUUAUUGUAUAUUAAUAAUUUUUUCAAGAUAGACGACAUGGUUAAUUUAAAUUAUUAA